CCAGGUUCAGAUUGCAACGAAGUGUUUUUAGCCUUUUGCAAGAUCUGAAUUCGAGCCGUUUGCGUUCUGCAGUCCUUCGCUCGUUGUCGGUCCUAUCGUUCUACCGUCCUGACAAGUGUUUUGCGUCCUUUUCUUUUCCCUUUAGUAACAACCGCACGCGUUCCGAAGCCGGCCUGCGUGGGGGGGUUGAGAUCGGAGGCUUUCUCAGCAAAAACACAUUUUGUGUAAGCCAAAGCAAUUUCUCCUGCUCCUCCAAGAGAGAAAAAAAAUUCAUUACUAGUUUCCCGCUGUCAAGUCGUCCAUUGCUCCUCGGAACGACUUCUGGGCAGUCAGCGCGACAGUGGUCAGGUGCUUCGCAUAUUUCUCCAGCUCUUAUUGCUUCGGCAAUUAACAGAAGUUGUACUCCUUUCUCAUGUUAGACAACUACUAACUUGCUGUGAUUGAGAUCUCUCGCACUUAUUCCACGACAUCUCUCCUUCCGGUAGAUUAGGCCAACACAGUUCGCGGAGACAACUGCUCUACGUAGCACUUUUCUAACUUCUUUCGUAUCAAAAUGCCUCGAAAACCUCCUUCAAGAAGGGGCUCCUUCGCUGACAUGCCCUCGGAUCUGAUGCAGCAGAUCGAGCGGCUAGAGGAGCUCUUCCUUGUGUCAACCGACAAGCUAAAGGCGAUUACCAACCACUUUGUAGGCGAAUUGACACAAGGCCUCACCGAGGAAGGCGGGGAUAUCCCUAUGAAUCCAACUUGGGUCAUGGGGGUGCCAGAUGGCAAUGAGACGGGCAAAUUCCUCGCUAUAGACAUGGGUGGCACCAAUUUGCGAGUAUGCGAAGUCGACCUCCUGGAAGAGAAAGGUGAAUUCGACAUUAUCCAAUCUAAAUAUCGGAUGCCCGAAGAGCUCAAAACCGGGACUAGCGAAGAACUGUGGGGAUAUAUUGCAGACUGUCUACAACAGUUCGUGGAGUAUCAUCACGAAAACGAACAGUUGGACCAAAUGCCGUUGGGAUUCACAUUCUCAUAUCCUGCGACACAGGAGUAUAUCGACCAUGGCAUUCUCCAGCGAUGGACGAAAGGAUUCGACGUGAAGGGAGUGGAAGGGAAGGAUGUCGUGGAGCCGUUCGAAGCUGCCCUCAGAGAACGAAAUCUCCCGAUCAAAGUAGCUGCGUUGGUCAAUGACACCAUGGGAACUCUCAUUGCCUCAGCAUACACGGAUACUGAAUGCAAGAUCGGCUGCAUUUUCGGCACCGGCUGCAACGCUGCUUACAUGGAGAAAUGCGGAAAUAUCCCCAAGCUCAAGCAUAUGAACUUGGAUCCAGAAUUACCGAUGGGCAUCAACUGCGAAUGGGGUGCUUUCGACAAUGCCCACAAGGUGUUGCCUCGGACACCGUAUGACAUUAUCAUCGACAAGGAAUCUCCCCGUCCCGGCCAACAAACCUUCGAAAAGAUGGUCGCCGGUCUAUACCUUGGCGAGAUAUUUCGCCUCGUGCUCCUCGAUCUUCACGAGAACCCUGACUGCAAGAUCUUUGACGGUCAAGACGUGAGCAAGCUGAAAAAGGCAUACACGCUUGACGCGUCUUUCCUCUCGGCCAUAGAAGAGGACCUCUUCGAAAAUUUGACUGACACAGCGAGCCUGUUCCAAAAUCAACUCAACAUAUCCGCCACCAAACCGGAGCUCGAGCUGUGCCGUCGCCUGGCUGAACUGAUCGGAACCCGCGCGGCACGCCUGUCCGCAUGCGGCGUCGCAGCCAUUUGCAAGAAGAUGAACUGGUCUUCCUGCCACGUCGGCGCCGAUGGUAGCGUCUUCAACAAGUACCCGCAUUUCAAAGCACGCGGGGCACAGGCGCUUCGGGAGAUUCUGGACUGGCCUAAAGAGAUGCGGAAGGAUCCUAUCGACAUCAGGGCCGCAGAGGACGGAAGUGGUGUGGGCGCCGCAUUGAUUGCCGCGUUGACACUGAAGAGAGUCAAAGAGGGGCAGAGUGCCGGCGUGAGAGAUCCCGAGAGCAUGUUAGCAGGAACGAAAGUGGCGAAGGCGGCAUGAGAUUGUAACGAAGUAGGAAUUGCAUUCAGUGACGACUUUUACCG
Verruconis gallopava is the source of this 2079-nucleotide messenger RNA. Its product is annotated as hexokinase. NCBI's taxonomy places the organism in Eukaryota, Fungi, Ascomycota, Dothideomycetes, Venturiales, Sympoventuriaceae. Gene Ontology annotation, cellular component: cytosol; mitochondrion. Gene Ontology annotation, molecular function: D-glucose binding; ATP binding; fructokinase activity. Gene Ontology annotation, biological process: glycolytic process; glucose 6-phosphate metabolic process; intracellular glucose homeostasis. The coding region runs from base 554 to 2035 and encodes 493 amino acids. The transcript is spliced from 4 exons. The record is from RefSeq and is a predicted model, not a curated record.